This is a messenger RNA of Drosophila persimilis, 4061 nucleotides long. RefSeq names its product transient receptor potential protein (gene trp). The transcript has 14 exons. The coding region runs from base 186 to 3941 and encodes 1251 amino acids. Lineage: Eukaryota; Metazoa; Arthropoda; Insecta; Diptera; Drosophilidae. The record is from RefSeq and is a predicted model, not a curated record. Gene Ontology annotation, cellular component: membrane; cation channel complex. Gene Ontology annotation, biological process: calcium ion transmembrane transport; manganese ion transport; regulation of cytosolic calcium ion concentration. Gene Ontology annotation, molecular function: protein binding; inositol 1,4,5 trisphosphate binding; store-operated calcium channel activity.
UUGGAGGCACCACAUCGUGAUCGUUAAGCGCUGAAACGGAUACUGUGCGAAAAAGGAAAAGGAUAAGGUGCAAGGACAGUUAGCGAGUGUAGGGCCAACAUAUGGUAUUGAGAUGUGACGGCUGGUCGAAUCUAGUCAAAUUUGAAUAACAUUUCGCGUCGAAAAGAGUCAUAAAAUCAAACAAGAUGACUAGCGUCGAAUCGGAUGCCGAAAAGGCCGCAGGCUCACGGCUCGACUAUGACCUGAUGAUGGCGGAGGAGUAUAUUCUCAGUGAUGUGGAGAAGAAUUUUAUUCUGUCCUGCGAGCGUGGUGACCUUCCGGGCGUUAAGAAAAUUCUGGAGGAGUUUGAGGGCACCGAUAAGUUCAACAUAAACUGCACGGAUCCCAUGAACCGCUCGGCCCUCAUUUCGGCCAUCGAGAAUGAGAACUUUGACCUGAUGGUGAUUCUCCUGGAACACAACAUCGAAGUGGGGGAUGCUCUGCUGCACGCCAUAUCCGAGGAGUAUGUGGAGGCCGUGGAGGAGCUGCUGCAAUGGGAGGAAACUAACCACAAAGAGGGCCAGCCCUACAGCUGGGAGGCAGUGGACCGUUCAAAGUCAACGUUCACCAUGGACAUAACCCCCCUGAUUCUGGCUGCGCACCGCAAUAAUUACGAGAUUCUUAAAAUACUGCUGGAUCGCGGUGCCACGCUGCCCAUGCCCCACGACGUCAAGUGCGGCUGCGAUGAGUGCGUUACCUCUCAGACCUCGGACUCCUUGCGUCAUUCGCAGUCGAGGAUCAACGCGUAUCGGGCGCUGUCAGCCAGUUCCUUGAUAGCCCUCAGCUCGCGAGACCCUGUACUGACAGCCUUUCAGUUGUCCUGGGAGCUGAAGCGGUUGCAGGCCAUGGAGUCGGAAUUUCGUGCCGAAUAUACGGAAAUGCGUCAAAUGGUGCAGAACUUUGUCACGUCUCUCCUGGACCACGCACGCACAUCGAUGGAACUGGAGGUGAUGCUUAACUUCAACCACGAGCCGUCGCACGAGAUUUGGUGUCCCGGCCACAGGCAGACCCUGGAAAGAUUGAAGCUAGCCAUUCGAUACAAGCAGAAGACUUUUGUGGCCCAUCCGAAUGUCCAGCAACUGUUGGCCGCCAUUUGGUACGAUGGCCUGCCGGGCUUUCGACGCAAACAGGCAUCCCAGCAGCUCCUGGAUGUGAUCAAGCUGGGAUGCAGUUUCCCCAUAUACAGCUUGAAGUACAUUUUGGCCCCGGACUCGGAGGGGGCCAAGUUCAUGCGCAAGCCCUUCGUCAAGUUUAUCACACACUCCUGCUCCUACAUGUUCUUCUUGAUGCUGCUGGGUGCCGCCUCGCUGCGAGUGGUGCAGAUCACCUUUGAACUGCUGGCCUUUCCGUGGAUGCUGACCAUGCUGGAGGAAUGGCGCAAGCAUGAACGCGGCUCUCUGCCGGGCCCCAUUGAACUGGCCAUCAUUCUCUACAUCAUGGCUCUCAUAUUGGAAGAACUCAAGUCUCUGUACUCCGACGGUUUGUUUGAGUACAUCAUGGAUCUUUGGAACAUUGUCGACUAUAUAUCGAACAUGUUCUACGUCACGUGGAUUCUUUGCAGAGCAACGGCCUGGGUUAUAGUUCAUCGAGAUCUUUGGUUCCGCGGCAUCGACCCGUACUUUCCCCGCGAGCAUUGGCAUCCAUUUGAUCCGAUGCUGCUCUCGGAGGGCGCCUUCGCGGCAGGCAUGGUCUUUUCCUACUUGAAACUGGUGCACAUCUUUUCGAUAAACCCACAUUUGGGACCGCUGCAAGUCUCCCUGGGACGCAUGAUCAUCGACAUCAUAAAGUUCUUCUUCAUCUACACUCUGGUGUUGUUUGCAUUCGGCUGCGGCCUGAACCAGCUCUUGUGGUACUACGCGGAGCUGGAGAAGAACAAGUGCUACCACCUGCAUCCCGAUGUGGCCGAUUUUGAUGAUCAGGAAAAGGCCUGCACCAUCUGGCGACGAUUCUCCAACUUAUUCGAGACUUCGCAGUCGCUCUUUUGGGCAUCCUUCGGCUUGGUGGAUCUAGUCUCGUUCGAUUUGGCUGGCAUUAAGAGCUUCACCCGGUUCUGGGCCCUUCUGAUGUUUGGCUCGUAUUCGGUAAUCAACAUCAUCGUGCUGCUCAACAUGCUAAUUGCCAUGAUGUCCAACUCGUACCAAAUCAUUUCGGAGCGGGCCGACACGGAGUGGAAAUUCGCACGCUCCCAGCUGUGGAUGAGCUACUUCGAGGAUGGCGGCACCAUACCGCCGCCCUUCAACCUCUGUCCCAACAUGAAGAUGCUGCGCAAAACCCUGGGACGAAAGCGCCCAUCAAGAACCAAGAGCUUCAUGCGAAAGUCCAUGGAGAGGGCACAGGUUCUGCAUGACAAAGUGAUGAAGCUGCUGGUGAGGCGGUUCGUAACGGCCGAGCAGAGGAAGCGUGACGAUUACGGCAUUACCGAGGAUGACAUCAUUGAGGUGCGCCAGGAUAUUAGCUCGCUGCGCUUCGAGCUGCUGGAGAUUUUCACGAAUAAUAGCUGGGAUGUGCCCGACAUCGAGAAGAAGACAGCGGGAGUUGCUCGCACCACCAAGGGCAAGGUAAUGGAGCGGCGCAUACUCAAGGACUUCCAAAUUGGUUUUGUGGAGAAUCUGAAACAGGAAAUGAACGAGAGCGAGAGCGGACGCGACAUCUUCGCGUCGUUGGCGAAGGUCAUAGGCAGAAAGAAGACGCAAAAGGGUGAAAAGGACUGGAACGCCAUUGCCAGGAAGAACACCUUUACGGCGGAUCCCAUUGGCUCCAAGCGCUCCUCCAUGCAGCGCCACAGUCAACGCAGUCUGAGGAGAAAGAUCAUUGAGACGGCCAAUGAGGGUCUAGCAAUGGACCAGAGUCAAUUGAUUGAAUUCAACCCGAACUUGGGCGAAGUCACGCGUGCCACCAGAGUCGCGUACGUCAAGUUUAUGCGAAAGAAGAUGGCUGCCGACGAAGUAUCGCUGGCCGAUGACGAGGAGACCCCGAAAACCGACGAGGACAGGAAACUGGAUAGUACUAUGUCCAAGAAAUCCGCCUCAAGUGCGGCAGGCGGGGCUGCUUCGUUGGCUUCAGCUGCAUUGGCGAGAGCAUCUGUGAAGAACGUUGAUGAGAAAUCGGAUGGUAAUGGCACCAAAAGCACUCUGAAAAAGCCAACAGCAGAUGUGAAAAAGUCAGACGAAGAAAACAACAAGGAUAAGAAACAAGACUCCAAGCCAGCAGCCCCAACACCUGGUACAAAAGCUUCCGAUCAGAAGCCGGUCCCGGGAGCAGGAGCACCCAAGCCCCAAGGCACUGUGAACGGCUCAAAGCCCGGCGACCAACAGAAGCCAACCGCCCCGGCUCCACCGUCUAAGCCAGCGGACACCAAGCCAGCGCCACCCAAGCCAGGAGAGCCGGCCAAGCCAGAGGCAGCCGCCAAAAAGGAGGAAGCUGCAAAGACAGAGGGUGCAAAGCCCCCUGCAACCAAUGGAGCUGCCAAAAGUGCUGCACCUUCGGCCCCAGCGGAUGCCAAACCCGAUUCGAACUUGAAGACAGCAGCCUCAGGAGCUCCAGGUGCCACCAAGGCUGCCAACGAAACCACCAGUGCACCCACGCAAGCAGCCAAGCCCGAUGACAAAAAGUCGGGCGGUCAGGAGCAGAAAGGCUCCUCUGAUGGAAAGCCCCCAGCCCCAACGAAAACUGACGAAGCGAAACCAGGUGAGGCCAAGUCCGAUGAUGCGAAGAAACCUGGGGACGAUAAGGAUAAGAAGCCGGGUGACGAUAAGGAUAAGAAGACGGCUGAUGAUAAGGACAAGAAGGCAGCACCAGCACCCCUGAAGCCGGCCAUCAAGGUGGGUCAGAGCAGUGCCGCGGCUGGCGGCGAGCGGGGCAAGUCUACGGUCACGGGCCGCAUGAUUUCCGGCUGGCUGUAGGUAACUCCAGAGACCACCCAAUUUCUCCUGAUACUCGUAUAAUGUUAGAUUUUAGUAGCCCAAUGUAUUAGUAAACCAAUCGGAUGCGAGCAAUAAAGCAAUUUCCAAUGCAACACCGAA